AGGGGAGGGGAGGAGGAGGAGCUCCGGAGCGAGAGAGGCCUGCCUGACAAAAGCUCAGUGCGCAGAAGGCUGGUGACCAGGAAGAAGAACCGCGCUUGGGGCUGAGGGAGGAGACGCGCUCUGUGUAUAUACCUGGACGCCGCCGACGCCGCUUCCCCUGCCCGUUCCCCCGCCGGAGGGCUAAGCAAGCCCCUUGCCGAGGCCCUGAUGGCGGCCGAGGGCUAAGACCGCUCUCCCUUCCCUUCCCAACCCCGCUGCCAUUUCUCCGCCGGAGUGCGGCGAGGAAGAGGGGGAGGCGGGCGGGCAGGCAGGCAGCGGGUCCCUGGGGCGAGCCGACUCGGGGCUAAGCUGCUUAUGCAGGCUGGCAGGCUGGCAUGAGCUUCCUGAGCUGGGCUCCUGCUGCUGCUGCUGAGGGGAGGCCGGAGGAAAGCCGUCGCCCGGAGCUGCCAUUGUGUCUCUGAGGAGGAGGAGGAGGAGAAGACCCCCCCCACUUCCCUUUGGGGAAGAUGGGGAAUUGCCUGAAAUCCCCCACCUCGGAUGACAUCUCCCUGCUGCACGAGUCCCAGUCGGACAGGGCCAGCUAUGGGGAUGGGACUGAGCCGGAUCAGGAGCCGCCGCCGCCAUAUCAGGAACAGGUUCCAGUUCCAGUUUACCAUCCAACUCCCAGCCAGACCCGCCUAGCAACCCAGCUUACCGAAGAGGAACAAAUUAGGAUAGCACAGCGAAUAGGCCUUAUACAGCACCUGCCGAAAGGAGUCUAUGAUCCAGGAAGAGAUGGUUCUGAGAAAAAGAUCAGAGAAUGUGUGAUCUGUAUGAUGGACUUUGUUUACGGGGACCCUAUCAGAUUCCUGCCAUGCAUGCAUAUUUACCACCUGGACUGUAUAGAUGACUGGUUGAUGAGAUCUUUCACGUGUCCUUCCUGCAUGGAGCCAGUUGAUGCAGCACUGUUGUCCUCCUACGAGACUAACUGAGCCAGAGCUUCUCUUCUGACCUGUCAAGGAAACCAUCCACUUUAAAAGGGUUUGAUCCUUUGCCAUCUGCCCAAAGAACCAAGGAUUAGGAAACGAAAUCAUGCACAAUAAAAUCUCAUUUCUUAAGAAUAAAGAAAUAUCCUGAAUAGCAGACAGAGGGAGGGAGGGAGGGAGGGAGGGAGGGAAGGAAGAAGAAACACAUUUAUAGACUAUAGAAAAAGUAGGAAAUUAUUUUUAUGUAAAGCCUUGAUCCAGUGCUUACAAAUAGUUGCUCCUUAAGAAAGCCUGUUAGCACACCCAUACAGAAGAACUGUGUGGAU
This is a messenger RNA of Podarcis raffonei (Aeolian wall lizard), 1291 nucleotides long. It is a transcript of the gene RNF11, whose product is annotated as ring finger protein 11. Bases 507 to 971 code for a protein of 154 amino acids. The record is from RefSeq and is a predicted model, not a curated record. The transcript is spliced from 3 exons. Lineage: Eukaryota; Metazoa; Chordata; Lepidosauria; Squamata; Lacertidae.